AUGGCUCUUGAGGGCCAUUUUACCUGCCAUGGUUUCAUCUUACGGGAAGGACACGUGUCCUUGGUCAGAGAGAUAAAGGAGCAGAUGGAUGCUAAGCCCGGAGCGCUGGUGCUUUCGGUAGGAGGCGGAGGCAUGCUGUGUGGGGUGAUUCGGGGCCUCCGUGAAGUGGGCUGGGAUGACGUACCCAUCAUCGCCUCCGAGACGGAAGGUGCCCACAGCCUGCAUGCUGCCUUGGCGGCUGGGAAGUUGGUGACGCUUCCCAAAAUCACCAGCAUUGCAACAACGCUUGGGGCCAGCACUGUGGCUGCAGAGGCUCUGAAGCUGGCUCAAGAGCACCCCGUCUUCUCGGUGGUUGUCACAGAUCAGGAGGCGGUCGUGGCCAUUGAGAAGUUUUUAGAUGAUGAGAAGAUCUUGGUGGAACCAGCAUGCGGGGCCACCUUGGCCGUGGUCUACGGCGGACUAGUCGAACGGCUGCAAGCGGAGGGCAAGUUGACCCCCCGGCUGGACUCCCUAGUGGUUAUUGUGUGCGGCGGUAACAACAUCUCCCUGGCGCAGCUGCAAAACCUCAAGGAACAACUGGGCCUGCAGAACCACAGGGACCAAAGAGGGCAGGAGGACUUGACAGAGAGCCAGGUUUCAGUGGCCAUGUGGGGCAUCGGGGCACAAAGCAAGGCCGGCGGCACGCUGCAGGCUUCGCUCCGAACAUGUUGGAAACCGUGCGCUUAUUAAAAACUCCUUAGGUGCCCCAUU
Molecule: messenger RNA, 750 nt
Organism: Pogona vitticeps (central bearded dragon)
Lineage: Eukaryota; Metazoa; Chordata; Lepidosauria; Squamata; Agamidae
Source: RefSeq, a predicted model, not a curated record